AUGGUUCACGCUGCUUUGGCUGUGCUCCUUCCGCUCGCUUAUACUACUGCUACUAAUGCGCUCCCCGUCGACUCUCCUUUAAGCUCCCGAUACGACAACUCUGGACGUGGCAUUCGUCGGCAAACACGAGGAGGGGGUCCGCGCUGGUCUCCGCCAAGAUGCUAUACCGACAAUGUCGCUGCUCGUACUUUGACUGGUGCUCACCUUGAAUCCGAAUCCAUGACCACCGACAUGUGCUUGGAAUUUUGUUACUCGAAAGGAUACAAAUACGCCGGCACAGAAUGGAGCAAGGAAUGCUAUUGCGACAACGACUUCCGCAAUGGCGGCAUCCCAGAGGAAACUGGCUGCGAUAUGCCAUGCUCCGGAGCUUCAGACGAAACGUGUGGAGGUGGCAACCGUCUCAGUGUCUACGAGAAUACUGGUGAACUCUCUCCGCCAGAACCAACGUAUCCUGGCUGGAGCUCCCAAGGCUGCUACACCGACUCGGUCGCCAACCGUGCACUACCAAACCAGGUCUACGUGGAAGGUGACAUGACUGUAGACAAGUGCACUUCCCAAUGCUUUAGCCUGGGCUAUCCUCUCGCCGGGGUCGAAUUCGGCCACGAAUGCUUCUGCGCGGAUAGCAUCGGCUCCUCUGGUACUCCAGCUACCAGUGGAUGUGAUAUGCCGUGUACAGGUGCUGGAAACGAGAUCUGCGGUGGCGCGGAUCGCUUGAACAUUUACAAGUAUACCGGCGCGUCUGUUCUUCCCUCGACAGGCUUUUGGGCUCUCGAAGGUGAAACUGGAUGCUAUACCGAUGAUGUCGCCAAUCGCGCCCUCGGUCUUCGUGUCUAUGUCGAUGGCGCAAUGACUGUACCAAAAUGCACCGAAAAGUGCUUCUCGUUGAACUAUGGAUACGCAGGGGUGGAAUACGCCGAUGAAUGCUACUGCUCCCACUCGAUUGGCUCCUCCGGCCAGCCGGCUGAGGACGGAUGCACCAUGCCCUGCUCUGGAGACAUGUCUACCAUUUGUGGUGGUCCCGACAGGAUUACCGUCUACAAAUAUCAAGGCAAAGAAUUCCCAGCUGGGGCAACCGUUCUUUCAUCUUACAAGGACUUCACGAGUCAAGGCUGCUACACCGACUCUGUUCACGCGCGUGUCAUGACCGGAGUCGCCGCCAACGAUCAAAUGACGGUGGAAACGUGCAUUGACACCUGUAUUGCAGCUGGCUAUGAAGUGGCUGGAGUCGAAUAUGGAACCGAGUGCUAUUGCUCUGCGACUUUGCCUGCAGAGAGCAAUAAGGCGACAGACAACUGUAUCAUGCCCUGCGCCGGAGAUUCGGCUCACUUGUGCGGUGGAGGAAAUCGACUCAACGUUUACCAGUAUCAAGCUCCGGCUACAACGACCGCAACGACCACGUCUAGUACUGAGACGAGCACGUCAACAGAUACGGCCGCGACCCAAACGUCUACAUCAACUGGUAGUUUACCUCGCUGGGAUGUCGUAGGGUGUACCAAGAAUAAGGACUCCUCAAAGGUCGUGCUCAAUGCCGAUUUCUUGGAUUUUGAGGAGCAAUCGGAUCAUUGGAUGACGCUGGAGGCAUGUCAGAGUAGUUGCCUCACGUUUAACUGGAGCUUUGGGGCUUAUGUACAAGGAACUACUUGCUAUUGUGUAAAGGAACCAUUCACUCAGUCCUUUACCGACGGGCAAUGUACUACGCCUUGUGGUGGCAACUCGUCCCAAAUGUGUGGUGGCCCAACCUCGUACACCGUCAUUUCCUUCACACCGCCAAGUCUUCCUGCACCAGUGGCUCCAGUCGCCGGAUGGACAUACCUUGGAUGCUCAGAAAAUGCGUAUGGGACCUAUGACCCUAACAACCAUUGGAAAUAUCUUGAAGCUGACCAGCCAGCAUAUAAUAGUUGCCUCAACUUCUGUACGGGCAAAAAUCCCUACGCUAUCAUUCAGGACUUGGCCUGUAACUGCCUCAAUAAUCUCAAUGCCGCAGUGACCUUUGGAUCUGAACGCUGCGUUUCGCAAUUUGGUUCAGACCCUUCACAGAUCGUUGGAACCUCCAAUUCUCAAGCUAGGGGUUCGCACCAAGUCUUCAAAGUGGAUUCCACUCCUGCCACCACGGCGACUCCUGCUUAG
This is a messenger RNA of Serendipita indica DSM 11827, 2127 nucleotides long. The record is from the annotation of a GenBank genome assembly. NCBI's taxonomy places the organism in Eukaryota, Fungi, Basidiomycota, Agaricomycetes, Sebacinales, Serendipitaceae.